AUGGCCGGUGCCUUGUAUAACCUUUUCUUAGCUAUGUAUUUCCUAUUGGCCUCUUCUAUUAUCCAAUCUCUGCAGCUUCGAAUGAUCCAUAGAGACUCAAUCCUCUCUCCGCUCUAUCCGGGAAACCUUACCGCCGAAGAGCACAUGGAUCGCCUAUAUAACUACACAAUUCUUCGAGCCGAAACGAUUGAGUCGAGAAUGUCGUCCCCCGUGAUCAACUACAACGCAACGCGCAUCCAACCUCGCCUGCAUGUUAGCUUCUUCCUUUACGUUCUGGAGCUUGCGAUAGGCACACCGUGGCGUGCGCAAGCGCCCCGCCAACCCCGGUACUUGAUGAUGGACACUGCUAGCAGCCUCAUGUGGCUACAAUGUCUACCAUGCGCCCGUUGCUGGAGCCCUCCUCACUUGGUUUUCGACCGGCGAAGGUCACGAAGUUUUGCCCCGAUUCCGUGCAACCAUCCGUUAUGCGACUUGAGAAAUCCAGAAGUGUUCCGAUGCGUUAAUCGCCAGUGCCACUACACUUACAGGUACGCAGAUCCGGCAUUAACGAGGGGAAUUCUCGCGACGGAAACACUCUCCUUAGGUUCUGACCGCGGCGGUUUCAAACUUGUGCAUAACUUCAUCUUCGGCUGUAGCCAUGACAACCGAAACUUCAACAAUUUAGGCACCCAGGUGCAGGGCAUUGCCGGAUUUAACAGAAGGAGCGCUUCGUUUUUGGGCCAAAUGAAUCAGUUAGCACAAGCCCAUGGUAAGUUUGCAUACUGUCUCCAGAGAGAAAUCAACCGCCCGAGUGUUUUGAAAUUUGGUGAGCACGCCGAAUUGCGCGGGCCUAACGUUAAAACUGUGCCGAUUUUACAUCUCCAUAACGAGAUUGAUUAUUUUGUAAGCCUCGUGGACGUGAGUGUCGCAAACCAUCGUAUUGGGUUCCCGCCAGGUACCUUUAGGGAGCGGAUAGAGCAUGGUGUAAUAAAAGGCGGUUUCGUCAUAGAUUCCGGUGCGGCGGCUGCGAAUUUCAAUGGCGGUGGACCUUAUGAGCGUGUCAAGAAUACCUUCGAAGAGUAUUUUCAGCGAUUCGGACUAGCUCACCAUCACCAUCACAGAUUUGAGGUGUGUUAUAACAUUCCGCAUGGAGGGUUUACUGCGUAUCCCAGUAUGACGUUUCACUUUGAGAACGGUAACGACUUCGUGGCGCCGCCGGAAAAUGUGGUUGUCUUUGUAGAACAGAAUUAUUUUUGUGUCAUGAUAGUAAAAUCCAAUGUAGUUAAUACCUUAGGAGCUCAUCUACAACGAAAUUAUCGGAUGUCUUUCGAUAUUCAGAGAGAGACUUUCUCGUAUAUUCCUGCAGAUUGUGGUAGAGAUGCCUAA
Ananas comosus (pineapple) is the source of this 1365-nucleotide messenger RNA. RefSeq names its product aspartic proteinase nepenthesin-1-like. Bases 1 to 1365 code for a protein of 454 amino acids. Gene Ontology annotation, cellular component: extracellular region. The record is from RefSeq and is a predicted model, not a curated record. NCBI's taxonomy places the organism in Eukaryota, Viridiplantae, Streptophyta, Magnoliopsida, Poales, Bromeliaceae. The transcript has a single exon.